Molecule: messenger RNA, 476 nt
Organism: Colletotrichum godetiae
Lineage: Eukaryota; Fungi; Ascomycota; Sordariomycetes; Glomerellales; Glomerellaceae
Exons: 1
Coding region: 143-427 (94 amino acids)
Source: RefSeq, a predicted model, not a curated record
CCCAUCCCUAGCCUGAAUUCGGUCGGAUUGAAUUCGUCGGGUCCUCACUAUUACUGCGUGAUUGCUCAGGGUUUACUGCUCAGUCCUGGGCUGAGCUGAGCCAAGGCACACUCUUACCCCGAGCCAUCUUUGCCGUCGUCUAAUGGUCCCCUGCACCACGCUGCGCUGCAUUGUACGAGGCGACUCUGGCUGUCACAUUCAAACAGCCUCUCAGGCGCGCCUUCUCUCUGUUUUCUUCUCCAUCUGUCUGCCUACCGGAGUUCUAUCUCCCAUCCUUGACUCUUUUGGUGACAACCUAACUCUCACCUGGACCACGAGCUUCUCCGCUCCCUGCCUCCUGACUUUGUUCACAUUACCUGAUUUUAACCGUUGCUCUUUGCAACUCACCCACCGCCAUACGACUUAUCUCCUCGCCUUGCACUCGUAAUCAACAGUUACGACACAAUAAUAGAAGUUCUUCCAACCUUCAACAGUCU